This is a messenger RNA of Hyalella azteca, 594 nucleotides long. RefSeq lists its product as uncharacterized. Bases 152 to 538 code for a protein of 128 amino acids. The record is from RefSeq and is a predicted model, not a curated record. Lineage: Eukaryota; Metazoa; Arthropoda; Malacostraca; Amphipoda; Hyalellidae. The transcript is spliced from 4 exons.
UUACCCAACAUGGUCGACACAUUAUAUCGUUCACCAUCAUAAACAGUGAACAUCGAGAUCUCCUAUUGCUAUAUUAAGUUCAGUUGACUCUAUUAUAAAUUAUACCAGUACAGUAAAUAUCCCCACGGGACGGUAAGCUACACCCGAGACAAUGAAGAUGUUUUUGCUGCUCGCGACGGCCGUGCUGGUCGUGGUCACGGUCGGGGCUGACACUAGCGGUCCUCUCAAAACGCUGAGCGCUGUGCAUCACGGCGCUGAUGUGAACGGAGCUGCGAAGGCCGCCCUCUUCCGUUCGGCUGACACGGAAAGCAUCAAACACAAUUCGCUCCACAUGCCUGACGAUGACUCUUUUCUGUACGUCGAGCUCCUGGAAGCUACCAUGGACCCAGACUAUGGUGCUGGUAACAACACAGAUGAUGGUGGUAUAACGGCUGGAGGAAUAGCAAGCAUAGUGGCUGUGUUGAUGGUCAUAUUAGCUUACGCGGCCGCCUUCCUCUUUCAUGUCAUCAGGGAAAAACUUUAUACGCGAUGGUUUUAAUACAAGUAGAAAAAAAUAUAACUCAGUACUCACUGAAGUGAGUGACAGAGAGCGCA